This is a messenger RNA of Phytophthora sojae, 2508 nucleotides long. RefSeq lists its product as hypothetical. Bases 1 to 2508 code for a protein of 835 amino acids. NCBI's taxonomy places the organism in Eukaryota, Oomycota, Peronosporomycetes, Peronosporales, Peronosporaceae. The record is from RefSeq and is a predicted model, not a curated record. Gene Ontology annotation, biological process: microtubule-based movement. The transcript has 5 exons. Gene Ontology annotation, molecular function: microtubule motor activity; ATP binding; microtubule binding.
AUGGGUCACAACGUGGAUGGGACGACGGUACCGUCGCCGGGCUCCCUCAUUGCCGCGGCGCGCGCUCUCUGCGCCGUCUGUAGCAGCGCCGAGCAGCCCGGAACAAUCCCCGCCUUAGUCUCGGAUUCGCGCCCCCCCCCUGCGGUUCUCGGCGUCGGCAGCGCCAUGGCCCCGUCAGGCUCCUCGGCGGCCCCCGCGCGCGACAAACGCAUCAAGGUGUGCGUCCGCCUGCGCCCGUUCACGCGCACCGAGAAGCUCAAGGCCGGCGGCAAAGCGGCCUGGACCUGGCAUGAAAACACUAUUUAUCAGCAGAUUUUUCCGGCGCAGAUCCCGUCGCGGGUGGCCACGAGCGACGGCGAGGAGAAGAAGCGCAGCGGCGGCUCCACGGCCUCCUCCAGCUCCUCGGCGCUGCGAGACUCGGCGUCGACGCUGCCGUCGUCCUACAGUUUCGACUACUUGUACCCCCCGGCGACUCAAACCCAAACGGUUUACCAAGACACUGUCAAGGAUGCUAUUAUGGCGGCGAUGGAGGGCUACCACUCGUCCGUGUUCCUCUAUGGACAAACGGGCACGGGCAAGACGUACACCAUGCAGGGCGGUCGAGGCGACCCCGGCAUCAUCCAGUUAGGCGUGCAGGAUAUCUUUGACCACAUCGCGCGGCACCCGAGCAUGGAGUUCUUGCUGCGCUUUUCGUACCUGGAGAUUUACAACGAGCGGAUCCACGAUUUGCUGGCGGCCGGGGCGAAAUCGGAUAUCAAGAUCUACGACGUGCACAACCGAGCCGCAGCAGCGAACGCGCGCGACGGGUUUGUCACGAAAGACGUGGUGAUCAAGGGGUUGCGCGAGGAGAUCGUGCUGUCCACGGAGCACGUGCUUUCGCUCGUGGAGGUGGGCAACCUGCACCGUCACAUGGCCAUGACCGACUCGAACGACCAAUCCUCCAGGUCUCACGUCGUGUUCCGAAUGGUCAUUGAAAGCCAAGCGAAACGGAAUAAUAGAGACCAAGGGGAAGUAGCGCCAGUGCGCUCCGCCACGCUGAAUAUUAUCGAUCUCGCCGGCUCCGAGAGCGUUCGACUAGCGAACACUACAGGGCAGGCGUUGGAGGAAGGCAAGUUCAUCAACCGCAGCUUGCUCACACUAGGCCACAUCAUCUGGAAGCUCAGUCGUGACCGGCACAGGAAAACCCCCAGCGGUGUCAGAGCCCCGAGUACACCACACUUGCCGUACCGCAACUCCAAACUCACCCGGAUUUUGCAGCCGUCGCUGGGAGGCCAGGCUCAGAUCGCGAUCGUUUGCACCGCUUCCCCGUCAGUCGAGUGCUUGGCGGAGACGCACAACACGUUGAAGUUUGCGAGUCGUGCUCGAAGGGUACGCAACCGGGUGGCUGUGAACGAAGGUUUAGGAGAGUCAGCUCUGCUGCGGAAGUACCGAGCGCGUAUCCGAGAGUUAGAGGAGCAGCUUGAGCAUCUGCAGAUACGGCGGAGACCGAGAGGGCCAGCACAGACGAGCAGCUCGACACCAUCACCACUAGACGAGCGGCAGAUGGAGCUCAAGUUCGCCAUCAACAACAUCAACAGGGUGAUUCUGAACUCCUCGCAGGCACAGGAGCGACCCGAUGACGAGGAGCUGGCGUCGAUAGAUGAGGAUACGUUUCCUGCCAUGGCCACCCCGCCUCAACCAUGGGAAGCGUCCCAAGCACCACCGCCAUUUCAGACAACACGACGGAGUGAUCCUCAAGUGCAGCGAAAGCCGACCCCGAGACAGCUUGCCGCACGACAGCAGGCUGAAGUGGAGCGAGAGAUUCCUCAAACGCAGUCCAGGGCAGCCACGCGGCCGCUGCUCCGCCAAGAACCAGUCCACAGCUCCAGCACUGUGAGUAUUUCUCAGCCAGAGCCUGAAGAGGAGGAGGAGGGCAAGGACGACGACCACGCGCGACCACGCCUUGUUCACUCUGGAGAUUCGGCCAACACUUCGAACAAGACUUUGAUCGGCAGUGGCGGGAGUGCGAGCACCAAGACGUUGCCGCUGUCGACGUCGUCGUCUCGACACCUGACCGACAACGACGAAGACCUCGCGGAGACCAAGGAGGAGUACGACGGUGACGAAGAGGACGAACCGGAGCACGAGGAGGACGCGCUGCAUGACACUCCGACUCACCCCGAAGCCGUUUUUGAAGAAGCACCGAUCGCCCCGAGCCCGAUGCCUCAGACCAGCACUCGGCCGUCCCUCACGUCGAUGCUCAAGACGAAGUAUCUGGACGAGUUGGCCAAGAUGGACCAGCGCGCUGGCAGGUGGCAGCACACGGACCAGAGCGAGUUGUUCAAGCAGAAGGAGCUGCUGCGCGAGUUCGUGCGCGGCCUCGAGAUCGCCCAAGCCGAGCAAGAGACGCGCAUGAGCAAGAUCCGCGAACUAGAGCUCGAGAACCGCCGACUGCGUCAGACAGUGUCGGCUCGAGAAGACGAGCUGUCCCAGCUGAAAGCCGAGACCCGCGACGCGCCGUCGUCCUAG